Messenger RNA from Caenorhabditis auriculariae, 1403 nucleotides. NCBI's taxonomy places the organism in Eukaryota, Metazoa, Nematoda, Chromadorea, Rhabditida, Rhabditidae. The record is from the annotation of a GenBank genome assembly.
AUGUUUGAAAACUACCCUGGUGAACGGUUAGUAUUUUUUUUUCACCAAGAAAACGGGCUAGACUUAUUUUGCGAAAAAAUUUAGAAACACCUAUUUUUUUCACCUUUUUAAAUUUUUCGGUUUUGAUCGAGGACAAGUAUUUUUCAAACUUGAUAGCAUUUCAAAAAAAUCCUAAGGAAUGUACAAAGCUGCUAUUUCUUCUUUUUUCUUUUUUUACAUUCCGGAAUCUUUUUUGUAGAAUCUUAGUGAGGAUGUACAUUUCUCCAAAGCGCAUAAAGUAAAGGUUAAUAGAAAAUUAAAUCAAAAAGAUUGCUAGGUUUUUGUUGUCGAUUUUUUUAACUUUGAUUAGUUUCAUUCAACUCUUUCAAACGUUUUCUACAAACUAGUUAAAAUUCUCCUCACUGUUCUAAUUUUUAAUGCGUUUUUCACUUCAUUUCUUUCUUUUUUUGAUACAUGAUUGGCUUUCAGCGCACCCUACACUCGAAUAUGCAUCGAAAAACAAUUUCGCCGUCAGAAAAGGAGAAAAAGGUUACCUCAAAAAAACAUUCUUUCACUAGCCACUGAAGUCAUAAUACUAUGUAUUCGAACGAUAAACAAAAACAAGAAAAAAACAAAGAAAAAGUGGAGCUAAAAGGCGUUUUUAGGUGGCGAAGAACGAGAAGGAAUGAAGGAUCGAUGGGAGGCAGCGGAAGACACGCGAAGCAUUGGAAAUCAACGGCCCUAAGGCUCCUGCUUGGCGUGAAGCAUCGAAUUUGUUUAUAAACAAAGCCCAAAAAAGGAAUAUUUGGAGCGACUCUUCCAGGUUAUCGUUUUUUCCCGCGUUUUCGAAGGAAAUCAAAUAAAAAGAGAAGUCCACAACGUCACUAGCGCAUAAUAAGAGCUUCAUAUAGCAGUUUCAAGUUUGCAGUUAAAGAAAAAGUCUAGGAAAUUCGUUACAAAUCUGUUUCCAUAAAUUGAGCAUAAAUGUGAUUUUUUUUUCCAUCAAACUGCUUAGGAACGUUGCUCUGCAAAGGUUUUCUGCGUCAAUACUAUUUUGUCGUUUUUAGCAGAUUAUUUUCAAGUUUUUUUUUCCUUUUUUAUUUUGAAAAAAGAGAAAAACCAGUUUUCAAAAGCUUGGCUGCUCAACUUUUCCAUCAAACUAUCUGUUAAGAAACAGUGUCUACAGUGUGAUUCAGUUGAAGCGGAACGGUGUUUUAUUCCAGAGGCAUUCUCUCGACUUUUGUUGGCAUAAGUACAAUGAGCAACACGGGAAAACCCGUCGGCAGCCUGGAGGUAAAGCUGCGGUUGUUGGAGUGGCGCUUACUCGGUGCCGCGGAGCAACCGGUAUCGUCGUCGGGGUUGGCUUGAGCGGCGUUUUCGUCGCCUCGCAGCCUCUCGCCCUCUCGACCCGUCGACCGUCUUGA